AUGGCGUACAAAGUGGACAAUGAAUACGACUACCUAUUCAAGGUCGUUUUGAUCGGGGACUCCGGGGUUGGAAAGUCUAACAUCCUUUCCAGGUUCACGCGAAACGAGUUCUGCUUGGAAUCCAAGUCUACCAUUGGGGUUGAAUUCGCAACCAGAACAUUGCAGGUGGAGGGGAAGACUGUAAAGGCACAAAUAUGGGACACUGCAGGGCAAGAGAGGUACAGAGCUAUCACAAGUGCCUACUAUAGAGGAGCUGUUGGUGCCUUGUUGGUGUAUGACAUAACCAAGAGGCAAACAUUUGACAAUGUUCAGAGGUGGCUCCGAGAACUAAGGGACCAUGCAGACUCCAACAUUGUUAUCAUGAUGGCUGGAAACAAAUCUGACUUGAAUCAUCUGAGAGCAAUCUCUACUGAAGAUGCUCAAAGUUUGGCUGAGAAGGAAGGUUUGUCCUUUCUAGAGACUUCAGCAUUGGAGGCAUACAAUGUGGAGAAGGCAUUCCAAACCAUUUUGUUUGAUAUAUAUCACAUCAUAAGUAAAAAGGCACUGGCAGCACAAGAUGCCACUUCCUCUACUGGCCUUCCCCAAGGAACUAUCAUAAAUGUCUCAAAUACGCAAGAUAAUACCCCCAGCAGAAGUUGUUGCUCUAACUAA
Molecule: messenger RNA, 651 nt
Organism: Sphenostylis stenocarpa
Lineage: Eukaryota; Viridiplantae; Streptophyta; Magnoliopsida; Fabales; Fabaceae
Source: the annotation of a GenBank genome assembly